Molecule: messenger RNA, 2253 nt
Organism: Xenopus laevis (African clawed frog)
Lineage: Eukaryota; Metazoa; Chordata; Amphibia; Anura; Pipidae
Gene: mcph1.S
Product: microcephalin 1 S homeolog
Exons: 9
Coding region: 107-1543 (478 amino acids)
Biological process (GO): mitotic cell cycle
Source: RefSeq, a predicted model, not a curated record
CUGAUUGGUGUAACGGCCGCGCGAGGCCGUGGUGCGUGAUGACGUUCUAAAUAGCGGAAGUCGUUUUUGAAGCUGCGGCGGGUUCCAAAGAUUAUGUGUGUUUAAUAUGGAGUCUCCUAUACCAGCGUUGUCUUAUCUUAAUGGAAAUGUUCUUGCAGACGUUACAGCAUAUGUUGAGGUUUGGUCAUCCAGCAGAAGAGAAAAUUAUUCCAAAACUUUUUCACAGCAGCUGCUUAAUUUAGGAGCAAAGGUUUCAAAAACAUUUAAUAAACAGGUUACUCAUGUUGUUUUUAAAGAUGGCCAUCAGGGUACAUGGGACAAGGCUGUCAAGGCUGGUGUGAAACUUGUGUCUGUUCUUUGGGUGGAAAAAUGCAGAGAGGCUGCAGCACAUAUUGAUGAAUCUGAAUUUCCAGCAAUCAACACUAAUGAUGGAUUGCCACAGAUUUUUAAAAAGAAACACAAGUGUAUGCAACCCAAGGAUUUUGUUGAGAAAACACCCGAAAAUGAUAGACGAAUGCAAAGAAAAUUUGAUAAAAUGUCUAAAGAACUAAAAGUGCAAAAAUCUGCUGUAGAUGAUCCUGUUUUAUCAUUUGAUGAUUAUGGAACAUUAAUGUACAGCCCAAAGGCUGUGGCUGCUGACCGUUGCAAUGCAAUGGAAAAAAGAAUAAAAGAAACGAAAAACAAGCGAGAGAAUUUGUCUCCUACAGCCUCCCAAAUAUCACAGACAUUCGAUUUCCCGCCUCUUAAGCCAUCACUUAGAUAUAGUUCUCCUGCUUUGAGCUCUCCACUUGGCUCUAAAUCUAUCACUUGUAAUUUGAGUGAAGACCAGUUAGCAUUACUAGUUCAAGCCAGUCAACAAAUAUCUGGCAAUGGCUCUACUGAUCUUGACACUAGUUAUGAUGAGCUUUGGGCCAGUCUAGAAAAGAAACAGAGCAUUUCUAAUGACCGGAAAAACAAAGUAACAAGAAAAGAAUAUGUGAAAGGUGCUACAGAACUAGAAGAGCCAAACUGCCUAAUAAAUUCUGGCAUUUCAUCUUUUAAUUUGACUCCUCUGCAAAGCAAAGGCAAGAAGAAUAAUCAUGCAAUCACAGAUUCUCAAAAGAAAAGCAGAAAGUCACUUGUAAGAUCUAAAAUCGUUGAAGAUCCAGAUUCUGUUAUGAAUUGUAGUACAAAAAAUGCAUUGGAUUCCAGUGUGUACUAUGGAGCCCUGGCAAACAAACCUACUGUGAAGAAAGCAAGGUUAUCCAGCCUGAGAUCCGAACAUUCUACAUCUACCAAAAUGAUUGUGGUGCCUGAGAUAGCCAAAUUUAGUGAAUUAACAAAUGGCUCUGAUUCAGAGGGAACAUGUUUUGAAGACUUUUUUUCAGCAGAUAAGGAAUGUCAGAGAAGACCAAUUUCUAGAUUUUCUUUGGGAACCCUGCCUCCAAAGUCACCAACCUCACCUUUAUUGAACGUAAACAAAAAGGGUUCUUCUCGAAAAAGGAUGUCUGCUCAAGAUCCCGGAGAGCUGAAUUCUUGUGGUGGUAAAAAAAGGAAAACAUAAAUAAGUAGUAGCAAUAAACUAGUAGAUUCAGAGGGAGGAAAAUUUGAGUCCAACCAAUGUCACCUGUGGCCAACUGUGUCAAAAGGAAUCCUAUAAAAGCUACAAAAAGUAAAACUGUUGGGUCUGAUCAAGUAAACAAUAAAGGAACUGCUUCAACCAGUUCACCAACUUGUGAAACAAAUUUAAAUAUCAAAGCUAAAUUAUUUGUCUUCCAAAAUAACUCAAAAGGAAGAUAUGUCUGGUUAAAGGUAUCGAAAAAAUAGCUGAAUUGAUGGCAUGCAAAAAAUCACCCAAUCAGGCUGUGAUGAUAAUCUGUACAGGGUGAAAAGCAAGAAGAUGAGCUAAAAUAGUUUCAGAAAUGUACAUGAACCAUUAUCAUUUCAUCCUAUAUUUUUUUCUCUUUGUUGGAAUUCUUUGUUCUGAUUUUUAUCAAUAUAAAACUUUGUUAGAAUGCAAGACAUUGAAAAAUUUAUUAUUUCACGGAUACUUUCAGAUUUACUAAUAAUCUUGCAUUAGCGUGAUUUAACGGAUACACAAAUCAGGAGAUAUGAUAUUUUAGUGUUUGCCGAUUCUAGGUCCCUGCCGUUAAAAUAUUGAAAUCUGUUUUCACUUAUUUUAAUAUGUUGAUGUUUUUUUUAUACUUAAAGUCAGAGCUUAGCUUUGUGUGUGUAAAUAUUACGUGUUUUUUAUUAAACGUAUGUUGCUUUUCA